AUGUGGUGGUUUCAGCAGGGGCUUUGCUGGCUCCCUGCAACCCUGGUCAUCUGGUCUACAACCACGUUUGUUCUCUCUUACUCCCUCACUGUGUUACUUGGACACACAGACCCAGUGCUGCCUUACAUCAGUGACACAGGCACACAGGUUCCAGAGCGCUGCGUGUUUGGGUUCAUGCUCUCCAUCACCUCCUUCUUAGGUGCAGCCACAGUCUAUGUGCGAUACAAGCAGGUCCAGACAUUAACCUCACCGAGCGAACAUAUCCUGCACUUGCUCAAUGGUGUAGGUAUCAUCCUUGGUUUCCUCAGCUGCUGUGGGAUGUGUGUGGUGGCCAACUUUCAGAAAACAGACCUGAUUGGCGUGCACCUGUUUGGAGCGGGGAUGACCUUUGCGGCAGGGGCGCUGUACAUCCUGGUGCAGACGGGCGUGUCCUACCGCAUGCAGCCCCGUUUCAACGGAAAGGGCGUCCUGUGGUCGCGUACGGCAGUGGGCUUGUGGACCCUGAGCAGCAUCGUCAUCCUGUUUGUGUCGUCCAUUAUCAUGUACGAUGAAGAGCCCGAUGUGGACGUGACUACCAAAGUCAGCUGGACGCCCACUGAGUUGGGAUAUGUGCCUCACCUGGUGAGUGCUGCCGCUGAGUGGUCCCUGGCAUUCUCUUUCAUCUUCUUCUUCCUCACCUACAUACGGGACUUCCAGAAACUUCGUCUGCGAGUCCAGGCCAUCCUGCAGUGUAACCACCUCUACAACUACGCACACUACGACGGGCGAGUGCACGUUCACCAUGGAGAGCGCUCUCCUCUGCUGGCAGGCAGCAUCUAAGAUUUAGUAUAUAAGUAGCGCCCCCUGCUGGUGUGGAAUACAAACAGCAGGUUUUUAGCCUGGAUUGGGUCAGUGCGCUUGGAUCUCUGCAUCACAUUGUGCACAGGCACAGUAGGUAGGACUUUCAUCAUUGUGAACGUCAUCAUGACCACAUGGUGAAGGAACUUUAUGGAAAUUGCGGUCUCCUCACCGGUAGUUAUGUAUUCGCCCUGAGGAUCUCAAAGACCUCUGGUGAACUGUGAGAUUUCUGGUUUAAACCGGGCAAAGGCACAAACACACAGGAGGGAUGUGCCAUACUGACUGCAGGUUAAGCCCAAAAGCAUUCAGUAAAUGCUAUGUACAAUAUGUAGUCCAUAUAUUUAUGCUCUGUUGUAAUGAUAGCAGUAUUAGAAGCUUUUCUACAUUUGAUCUAAAAGGUUACACGGCUGUUAUUACUCUUCUGUUGUCGUGUAAGCGAGCUUGCCCGAGGAAGCGCUCAGAGAACACAUCUUGAUGAGAUGAAAGGCUUUGUUCUCAAGUCUCAGUGAU
This is a messenger RNA of Sardina pilchardus (European sardine), 1347 nucleotides long. It is a transcript of the gene dram2a, whose product is annotated as DNA damage-regulated autophagy modulator protein 2. NCBI's taxonomy places the organism in Eukaryota, Metazoa, Chordata, Actinopteri, Clupeiformes, Clupeidae. The record is from RefSeq and is a predicted model, not a curated record. The coding region runs from base 1 to 819 and encodes 272 amino acids. Gene Ontology annotation, cellular component: lysosome. Gene Ontology annotation, biological process: regulation of autophagy; photoreceptor cell maintenance. The transcript has 7 exons.